This is a messenger RNA of Aspergillus welwitschiae, 1760 nucleotides long. RefSeq names its product slipin family protein. Gene Ontology annotation, cellular component: plasma membrane. The transcript has 4 exons. NCBI's taxonomy places the organism in Eukaryota, Fungi, Ascomycota, Eurotiomycetes, Eurotiales, Aspergillaceae. The coding region runs from base 260 to 1297 and encodes 345 amino acids. The record is from RefSeq and is a predicted model, not a curated record.
AACGGUAUUUAAUUCCCCUCACCCCCUCUUCCGAUGUCAUAUUUCUAAAUCCCUCUCCAUCAGUUCAUCAUUCCGACUUUUAGUUUUUGACGAUUUGUUUGUCUCUCUAGUUGACUUUAUAUAUCCACUACACCAUCACCUACGAUCUGAGGUUACCGUCCUAGUUUUACUCAAGCCCUUCGCCUCUGAUUUGGUUCAAUUACCGCUACACACUGUACACUGCUCUACGACCUGCGAUUCCUCCCAUCAGUAAUUGAAAAUGUCGGCCGAAAGAAGCGCAGAUAUCAACGGCAAGGCGCCAGUUCAGCAACCUACUAACUCUGCCCGCGCGACACAAGGUGCAGGCUUGGUUAAUGUGCAACCAGCGCGCUUGGACGACCUGCAACCGAAGUAUGCGCAGCAAAUUCAACACGGUGAAGAUAACCCCGAUGCGCACGGAUGGUACGCUUCGUUCAUUCACGGACUUGGUGAAUGUAUUGGUUGCUUGGGUGCCAUUCCAUGCUGUUUCUGCUGCCCCAACCCUUUCAAACCAGUCGCGCAGGGUGAAGUCGGCUUAAUCACAAGAUUUGGAAGAUUCGAACGCUCCGUCGAUCCCGGUCUGGUCAAAGUGAACCCGUUGGGCGAGCAUCUCACAGCGGUGGAUGUUAAGAUCCAGAUCGUUGAAGUGCCCCGCCAGAGCUGCAUGACCAAGGACAAUGUCAACCUAAACCUCAGUUCCGUGAUUUAUUACCAGAUCGUUUCUCCCCACAAAGCCGCAUUUGGUAUUUCCAAUAUCCGCCAGGCGCUUGUGGAGCGUACUCAGACUACAUUGCGUCAUGUUAUCGGCGCAAGAGUUUUGCAGGACGUUAUUGAACGCCGUGAAGAGAUCGCUCAGUCGACUUCAGAAAUAAUCGAGGACGUUGCUGGUGGAUGGGGUGUCCAGGUAGAGUCCAUGCUCAUCAAGGACAUCAUAUUUAGCAAUGAUCUGCAGGACUCUCUUUCUAUGGCUGCGCAGUCUAAGCGUAUCGGUGAAAGUAAGGUCAUAGCAGCUCGUGCUGAAGUCGAGUCGGCCAAGUUGAUGCGUCAGGCCGCUGACAUCUUGUCUUCUGCCCCUGCUAUGCAAAUCCGCUAUCUCGAGGCGAUGCAAUCCAUGGCCAAGACAGCCAACAGCAAAGUCAUCUUUUUGCCAGCAAUGAACCAGACCGUGCAGCAGCAAAUGGCUGCGGCAGAAAAUGCUGGCGAAGGCCCUAGUCGAUACCAACAGCCUGAUGAUGGAUUCCAACGCGCAAUGAAUGCGCGCGUCGUCGAAGACAUAUAGGCGCAAUGUACCAUCUGAUUUGAUGGCUCGAUACCGCUGGGCAGAACAAUUACCCGUGAUGAGAACAUGCUAAUGAUGCUGAACACUUUUUAUAUUUGGAGAUAUCACAAGGCGCGAUAGCCUCGUGCCUUUCCUCUCGCUUGGUCCCCAAUUGUUGCUAGGGGUCCCUAUCUGGCUUUGACGAUACCCACAUUCUUUUGUUACAUAAACGGGACGAUUGCGCCUCUAAUUCAAUAAUAUUAUCCUCUUUCACUUUUUUUGUUCGUAAACCAAUGAGACCAAUGCGAAGCGAUCGGAUUUUCUGGCCAUUGACAGCUGUUUCUGCUCAUUCGCAUUGGACAACAUGUGUAUUUAUCGCGGCAGAUAAGCAAUAGAUACUGCCGAGGGCGGUGUGAAUGGUUUCAUGUCAGCAGCAGUGGCCGAAAGUCGUAGACAAGCAUGACCUUGUUGCUAGCUAUCUGAC